AGCAGGGACCCAGGCACUGUGCCCAUCCCCCCUGCCAUGUGGGAACUGCGGUCAGCCUCCUUUUGGAGGGCCAUAUUCGCUGAGUUCUUUGCCACCCUCUUCUAUGUCUUCUUCGGGCUGGGGUCCUCACUGCGUUGGGCUCCUGGACCCCUGCAUGUUCUGCAGGUGGCUAUGGCAUUUGGCUUGGCCCUGGCUACACUGGUGCAGUCUGUGGGCCACAUCAGUGGAGCCCACGUCAAUCCUGCAGUCACUUUUGCUUUCCUUGUGGGCUCCCAGAUGUCCCUGCUCCGUGCCUUCUGCUAUAUGGCAGCCCAGCUCCUGGGAGCUGUGGCUGGGGCUGCUGUGCUGUAUAGCGUUACCCCGCCUGCCGUCCGAGGAAACCUAGCACUCAACACGUUGCACCCUGGGGUGAGCGUGGCCCAGGCAACCACAGUGGAGAUCUUCCUGACACUCCAGUUCGUGCUCUGCAUCUUUGCCACAUACGAUGAGAGGCGGAAUGGCCAACUAGGCUCCGUGGCCCUGGCCGUUGGCUUCUCCCUUGCCCUGGGGCACCUCUUUGGGAUGUAUUAUACUGGUGCAGGCAUGAAUCCUGCCCGCUCCUUUGCUCCUGCCAUUCUCACUGGGAACUUCACCAACCAUUGGGUGUACUGGGUGGGCCCAAUCAUUGGAGGGGGUCUGGGCAGCCUCCUCUACGACUUCCUCCUCUUCCCCCGGCUCAAGAGUAUUUCUGAGAGACUGUCUGUCCUCAGGGGUGUCAAACCCGAAGACGCCAAUGGACAACCAGAAGUCACAGGGGAACCUGUUGAACUGAACACCCAGGCCCUGUAGAAGCUCCAGCUGAAUAGAGGGAGUAGAAAGCUUCUGAGUUUACUUGGAAGGGUUGAGUCAGCCCCUAGAUGAAGAAAGAGACUGUGGGGAGGGGCAUGUACUUCUUUAUUUUUUAACUUAUGUAUGUGUUUUUUUUUUUUUUUUUCCUUUUGCUGUGUGAAAUCUUUCAAGUUGCAUUCAUGAGCUGGUUGGUGCGAACUUCCCUUCCUCCCCAUCCCACCUCUCUUCGCCGUGUGUGCUGAUUGUGCAUAUGAAUGUGAGUGAUUGUGGCUGUGUCUGAGUUUUGGGGCAAUGAGAGCUAAGGAAGCAAAAACAGGUGCCAUCCUAUACCUCCCUUCCUUGACCCAGUAUGGUGAGUACAGGGUAACCAACACCUUAAGUUUCUGGCCUUUACCCUGUUGCCAGUCAAGUGUGUGGCUCUUGAUUUCUGAAGGAACAGAGAAGCAGGGAGUUACUCCUUACACGAGGCAGAUGGAGAGAAGUGGAGGAGACAAGGCAUUCCAAGGGUUAGGAGAAGGGACUCAAGGGAGGUGGGUGGUGAAAAUGGAGAUAUUAGCCCCAGAUCAGGAUGCAGGUGUACCAAAGAAUUGGGGGAAAGUUAAUGGGAACACAUAGCCUACUUAUCUCAGGGAUGCUUGCCCCAGGGACUUGGGUGGGGAAGUAGCUCUGAGAAAAGUGAACACUAGGAUUUGAGCUGUUCUGUAAAGCCACGUAAACCUGUCUACAUCCACUGACUGGUUGUGUUCAUUCUGGCAUAAUGGAUCUCUUCAGAGGUCCUGGGCCAAGGAGCUUCCAACCUAAAUAAGGCUUGGGCAAGCCUAGAAUCUAGAAAAAUUAAGCAGCUUAACUGGUCAGCCUGACAUCCACUGGUGUGACUGCCUGGCAGAUGGUAUUUAAGCCCUAAGGCCAACACAGGAAAUCUGAUUCCUGGAGCAAAUAAAUGCAGGGGUGGUAGUAGGGGGCAUGAGGCAAGAGGCUUUGACUCUGUUUUAAUUUAUUUAAUGCAAAUCAAAACACUCCUCAAAUGGCAUCUUUCUGCUUUUAUCACUAGUUCAGUGUUUCUUUUGUUUUGUUUUGUGUCUGUGUAUUUUUCUCUGUCAUCUGUCCUUUCAUCUUGAAGGAAAUCUAUUCUAACUCCCUCAUACCCCAGAAAUUGAUUCCUUCUAUUCAAAUGCUUAAUAAUUCAGGAGAUUA
This is a messenger RNA of Macaca mulatta (Rhesus monkey), 2022 nucleotides long. It is a transcript of the gene MIP, whose product is annotated as major intrinsic protein of lens fiber. The record is from RefSeq and is a predicted model, not a curated record. Gene Ontology annotation, biological process: transmembrane transport; water transport. Lineage: Eukaryota; Metazoa; Chordata; Mammalia; Primates; Cercopithecidae. Gene Ontology annotation, molecular function: water channel activity. Gene Ontology annotation, cellular component: apical plasma membrane; plasma membrane.